Populus euphratica (Euphrates poplar) is the source of this 941-nucleotide messenger RNA. Its product is annotated as oxygen-evolving enhancer protein 3-2, chloroplastic-like. Gene Ontology annotation, biological process: photosynthetic electron transport chain; photosynthesis. The transcript has 3 exons. Bases 115 to 819 code for a protein of 234 amino acids. The record is from RefSeq and is a predicted model, not a curated record. Lineage: Eukaryota; Viridiplantae; Streptophyta; Magnoliopsida; Malpighiales; Salicaceae. Gene Ontology annotation, cellular component: extrinsic component of membrane; photosystem II; photosystem II oxygen evolving complex. Gene Ontology annotation, molecular function: calcium ion binding.
CUCAAGAACCAAUCUACAUCACAAACACAUUGACAAGCAAAAUCAGCUCUCCAAAAAAGUAUAUUUAGUGAAUCAAAUUGAGCAGCACAGAGCUUGUUAGAGACAAUUUGAUACAUGGCACAGGCAAUGGCUUCAAUGGCUGGCCUACGUGGAACAUCUCAGGCUGUCCUUGAAGGUAGCCUCCAGCUAAGUGGUUCAAACAGGUUGUUGAAUGUGCCUAGCAACACCGCUCGUGUGGCUGUGGCACGUCCUGUUCUUACUGUUAAAGCCCAGCAACAAGUGUCCGGUGAGCCUGAAACUAGCCGUAGGGGCAUGUUGGGUCUUGUUGCCGCUGGUUUGGCUUCUGGUUCUUUUGUUCAAGCUGUUCUUGCUGCCUCUCUCCCUAUCAAAGUUGGCCCUCCUCCCGCUCCUUCUGGCGGACUACCUGGGACGUUGAACUCUGAUGAAGCAAGAGACUUGGUCCUGCCAUUGAAAGAAAGGUUUUUCUUGCAACCACUCCCCCCAGCUGCGGCAGCAGCAAGGGCUAAGGAGUCAGCUAAGGAAAUCAUUGGUGUGAAAGGUUUGAUUGACAAGAAGGCUUGGCCUUAUGUCCAAAAUGAUCUUCGCCUCAAGUCUUCAUAUCUUCGUUAUGAUCUCAACACUGUUAUAUCUGCUAAGUCCAAGGAUGAGAAGAAAUCCCUCAAGGAACUUACUGGAAAACUCUUUGAUACCAUCAGCAAUCUGGACCAUGCAGCAAAGAUUAAGAGCACCCCUGAAGCAGAGAAGUACUAUGCUCAGACUGUAUCUGCUCUGAAUGAUGUUCUUGCUAAGCUUGGUUAAGAGAAAUUCAUGUAUUUUGAUCUCAGCUUUUGUGAAAAUUUUUUGUGAGACACUUCAUUUUGGAUGUUCUUUGAAGGAAUUCUAGUUCUGCAAAAGAAUAAUUAGUGCCUUCAUUUUCUGUU